This is a messenger RNA of Hevea brasiliensis (rubber tree), 975 nucleotides long. RefSeq names its product disease resistance-like protein CSA1. The record is from RefSeq and is a predicted model, not a curated record. Gene Ontology annotation, molecular function: protein binding. Bases 1 to 975 code for a protein of 324 amino acids. The transcript has a single exon. Lineage: Eukaryota; Viridiplantae; Streptophyta; Magnoliopsida; Malpighiales; Euphorbiaceae.
AUGACAAGCCUGGAAGUGAUAAACUUUGGUUGUUGUGAGAGUUUGAUUGAGAUUCCAUCAUCCAUUCAGUGCCUGAAAAGACUCUGUUCUCUUUAUCUAAACGGAUGCGAAAAGUUGAGAAGUCUUCCACAAAUGCCGAGAGGCAUAAAAUAUUUAGAACUCGCUUUUUCUGGAGUGGAAGAGUGGUCUCCGUCAUCUAUCCAAUUUCUUGACAAUCUUUUGGUCUUAAAUAUUGCCCAUUGCGAAAACCUUAGAAGUCUUCCAAGAAUUAUAUAUUGCAAUACUUUUGUGAGAAUUCAUAUCAGUUUCUGCCCAAAUCUCAUCAUGGCUCCGCAGAUUAUGAAAAGUUCAGAAGUAUUGCCCUCAUCAAAUAUUGGUAUUUUUGAGUUAAAUUUGGAAGGAUGUAAAAUGCUCAACAGUCUCCCAAACAGCAUUUGUGAAUUGAAAUGUCUUGAGACUCUAAAUCUCUCUGGCUGUUCAAAUCUAGAGAAACUGCCUCCUUUAUAUGGUUUAUGCUCCUUAAAGAAGCUAUAUCUAGAUGGCACUUCAAUGGAAGAAUUGCCGUCAUCAAUUGGUUGUCUCUCUUCACUUGUUAUUUUGCAUUUGAAUGGAUGUAAAAUGCUCAACGGUCUCCCAAACAACAUUUGUGAAUUGAAAUGUCUUGAGACUCUAAAUCUCUCUGGCUGUUCAAAUCUAGAGAAACUGCCUCCUUUAUAUGGUUUAUGCUCCUUAAAGAAGCUAUAUCUAGAUGAUACUCCAAUGGAAGAAUUGCCGUCAUCAAUUGGUUGUCUCUCUUCACUUGUUAUUUUGAAUUUGAAUAGAUGUGAAAAGCUUAAGAGUCUCCCAAACAGCAUUUGUGAAUUGAAACGUCUUGAUACUCUACAUCUCAGGGGCUGUUCAAAUCUAGAGAAAUUGCCUCCUUUAUAUGGUUUAUGCUCUUUAAAGGAGCUAUAUCUAGAUGGCAUGCACUCGUAA